UUUACAACAUACUAACAUUGAUAUAAUGGAAACACCGGCACAGAAAGUUAAACGGGUUAAGUUCAACGUGCACCAACUCCGACCAUAAAUCAAUCGUAAAAUCAUCGACACGAUGUUUUCCAGCUAGAAACGAUUAUAAUUUCACACAGCUGUAACAAAACAACAAAAAAGCAAACCGAAACACGUCCCACGUUAAUUGGAGCUCAUAAAAAGACGACGUUUCCAUAGAUAGAACCGAAAACCACAAAAUUACAAAAUCCACCAUUGAACCGCAGCACCAACCUUCGGGUUCGGGUUGACUUAGGACGAAGUCACACUUUUUGAGGCAGUCUGACAAAGUUGGUUGCGGUGGCUUGGCGUGAAAAUUUGAUUCGUUUAUAGUUUUGCUGGUGUUUUAUUUUUCCGAUCCCCACACUGACCUCGUCUGACACGGAAUGUUUUGUGACAUGCAACUGGCUCGGCUGUCUGCAGUCGGUCGGUGGAUCAAGACCGAAACCGGCUGCUUUUGUUAAUUAAGAAUUAUAACUAGUUUUAAUUAAUUCUAUUACGUUACUUUCUGCGCUGUGCACCGCUCUCGUUCUAAUCUGUAUCCCAAACACACUCAGGACGUAUUGGACUCGUCGAGUUUGAAGCCAUGGGGAGUUGGAUACAAGGGACACCAGUAUGGUGUUCUCCCCGCAAAGACUUGCAAGCUCGAUACAUCUUGCUUAGUGCUCGUUGGUCUUCUUUGAAGAUAUAAGCAAUUGCAGAUGGAAAACUUUCUUCAUGAUGAGUUGCGGUUCAGAGCUCCUUCUGAGCAAUGCACGAGUUCGGAUGCUUCUCAAGCAGUGUGGAAUUAUUGAAUUACACGCGAUGAAACUGGAACUAAUGCUUUUUAUUACCUACUUAAUAAAGCGGCCGCAACUUGUUGUAUUAUUUCUGUAAGUUUGUGUUUUUAUUGCCAGAUGAAUUAAAAGGUGGCUGAAAAGUGAAAAUCUCGUGGGAAGUCAGCUAAUUCAAUCAUAGCAAACAUUCUUCAUCGACGUCAUUAAACACUGUGAACCUUCAGAAAAAUGGCCACAAAACGUGUGAUUCCCUUGCUGGACCGUGUCCUUGUUCAACGCGCUGAAGCUCUCACCCAAUCCAAGGGUGGGAUCGUUCUACCGGAGAAAUCCCGUAUCAAAAUGCAAGAGGGUACUGUGAUAGCAGUCGGACCAGGAACUCGUAAUAUGCAAACCGGAGAGCAUGUUCCGUUGGCGGUGAACGUUGGUGAUAAAGUUCUGGUGCCGUUUGGAGGAGUCAAGGUUGAUCUAGGAGAUGGAAAACUGUACCAAUUGUUCCGUGAGUCAAACAUUUUGGGAGUUCUAGAGAAGAAACAAUAACAACCGGAGCAAGAAUUGCAAUAGUAAAUGUAACAUGGACGUGUAAUACUUUGAACAAGGUUCGUAAUUAGUCAAGCUUCCUCAAAAAUAAAACUGUGUAAUGUUCACUCCAAA
Molecule: messenger RNA, 1475 nt
Organism: Aedes aegypti (yellow fever mosquito)
Lineage: Eukaryota; Metazoa; Arthropoda; Insecta; Diptera; Culicidae
Product: 10 kDa heat shock protein, mitochondrial
Exons: 1
Coding region: 1053-1361 (102 amino acids)
Cellular component (GO): mitochondrial matrix
Molecular function (GO): protein folding chaperone; metal ion binding; protein-folding chaperone binding
Source: RefSeq, a predicted model, not a curated record